AUGCAUGCGUCCAUCGCGCACGCGCGCGCACGCGUCGUCGCGAGCGCGUCCUCGACGUCGUCCUCGCGAUCGACGGCGGACGCGCCGCCGCUGCCUCGACACGCACGCUUGGGGUCGUCGGGCUUGCUCGUCACGGAUGUGUGUCUCGGGACGAUGACGUUCGGGGUGCAAAACUCCGAGCGAGAGGCGCACGAGCAACUCGAUUACGCGGUGAAUCGACGAGGGGUGAACUUCAUCGAUACGGCGGAGAUGUACCCGGUGCCGAUGAGCGACCCGUCGUGGCAGCCGGGACGUACGGAGGAGUACAUUGGGAGCUGGCUCAAUAAGAAGUCGGCGUCGAGGAGCGAGCUCGUCAUCGCGACCAAGAUCGCUGGUUUCGGCGCGAGCGAGAGAAUCGUGAAUAAUCGCUCUACGGCGCGCGGCGGGGGCAAGGCGACGGGGCGUUUAGAUAAGGCGAGCGUUAUCGCUGCGUGCGACGCGAGUCUUCGCCGAUUGAACACGGAUUACAUCGAUCUCUACCAACUGCAUUGGCCCGAUCGAUACGUGCCCAUAGGUGCAUUCUUCGGCUCACCCGCGUACGAUCCAGCGCGUGAGCGUGCGGGCUCGGUUCCGAUCCGCGAGACGGUCGAAGCUCUCGGCGAACUCAUCGCGAGUGGGAAAAUCAGGCACUAUGGACUCUCGAAUGAGAGUACGUUUGGCGUGUGCGAGUUCGUUCGUGCCGCAGAUGAGCUCGGUAUUCCUCGUCCCGUGUCGAUUCAGAACUCAUUCUGUCUGCUGCAUCGUUCGUUUGAGACUGAACUCGCGGAGGCGUGCGCGGAGUCGAACUACGAUAUCGGCUUGCUCCCCUGGACGCCGCUUGGUGGUGGCGCGCUCACAGGCAAAUAUCUCGACGGCGCCAACAAUCCGUCCGAGGGGCGCUUGAUCAAGUACAAAAAGUAUGGAUUCCAUCAAAGAUAUCUCAACGAUCCCUCGCGCGAGGCCACGGAGGAGUACAAGAAAAUUGCGGACGAGGAAGGUGUUUCGUUAGCCACACUCGCGUUAGCAUGGUGCAGAUCGCGAUGGUACGUGUCCAGCACCAUCAUCGGCGCCACGACCAUGGAGCAGUUAGAAGAGAACAUCGACGCUCUGGCUCCGUCGACGAUGCUAUCGGAGGGUGCUCUCGAGGCGAUCGACAAGGUGCACGAGCGCUGUCGCGAUCCGUCCAUUCAAACUGAGUUCACGCGACCGGCGUUUGUGAGCUGA
This is a messenger RNA of Ostreococcus tauri, 1242 nucleotides long. RefSeq names its product NADP-dependent oxidoreductase domain. The record is from RefSeq and is a predicted model, not a curated record. Bases 1 to 1242 code for a protein of 413 amino acids. Lineage: Eukaryota; Viridiplantae; Chlorophyta; Mamiellophyceae; Mamiellales; Bathycoccaceae. The transcript has a single exon. Gene Ontology annotation, molecular function: oxidoreductase activity.